UAAAAAUGAAAAAUAAAUAAAAAUUUUAUAAAUAAAAUAGAAAAGUAGUUGGGAUAUUAAGUACAACUAACAGAAAAGUAGUUUGACAUAUUUUUAAAUUUACCAAAAAAAAAUCAAACAAAAAAUGGAUCAGUUUCCUACCGAGGAAGAAGAAUUUGAAUUAAUGUAUCAAGAUGAAAUGGAAUUACUCGAAGAAAUCCACGAUGAAGAAGUCUUAAAUAUUGAUAAAACCCAGCAGCAUCCUCAAUCCAAUAAUUUUGCACCUAAUACUUCAGUUCAAUUGAAUCAAACCCAAGAAAGUUUACUAAAGAGUCCACAACUUUCGCAAAUAUCAUUUGGAAGUGCGAAAAACUCUAACAAGUUAGUUAAUGUAAAUAGGAAACUUUUUAAUUCAUCAAUAAAUUGUGAAGCCGCUAGAGUAUCUUCCACUCCUAUUGGGAGAACAGAAACCCAUAGAAAUCAAAAUGACAAAUUUGCUCCAUCAACGUCAAUUAUUGUUGAAGAGGAAAAUGGUGAGCCAAUGGAUGUAUUUCAGGAAAUUCAAAAUGUUGGUUUAAAAAAGAGACGUCGCUUAGAAGAUUUAUUUGGUGAUAUUCAUGAUAUUGAGCGAGAAGAAUAUGAGGAUCCUGAGGUAAAAAAAUUUAAAAUCGAAGAAGAAAGGGAUAUGGAAAUGAUAUCUAAAAUUCUGGAAGCAAGAAAAAGGUGCAGAGAAAUAAAAAAUCCUUUGAAAAAAGACAGCGUAGAUAGACUAAACGCUUUACAUGAAUUUAAGAAGAAAAAUUUGUCUUAUACAAUACCAAAUUGGCCCUGUAUAACCGUUGUAAAAAAUGAUUUAGAACGUAUUUAUGUAAGAAUGCACUCUGAGGAUUAUGAAGCAAAGGAGAUUGACGAAAUAAAUGUUUUUACAAAAGGAUACCGUGGUUUAUUAGGUGAAUCGAAGGAAGAAAUUUGGAAUAUAGCCAGAGAAUUGACAUUAAAACGUAUGACUGCAAGCGCUGGAAAUUGUUCUAAUGAACAAAAUGGAAAUAUCGUUGAAUAUUCAGAGCAUUCCUUAUUAAAUGAUCAAUGUUUAUGGGUAGAUAAAUACCGCCCGAAAAAAUAUUUAGAUUUGCUAUCUGACGAAACAACUAAUCGUAGUCUUUUAUAUUGGCUUAAGAUGUGGGAUAAAGUAGUUUUUGGAAGAGAGUUCGGUAAGAAGGCUUUAAAUGGAAAGUUUGAGGGUCAGCAACUUAAUAGUUUCAAUAAGAGAACGGGAAAGUUUGAAUCUACAGGUGGAUGGAAUAGAAAAACAAAACAAAAUUUAAACAUAAAUUUGGAUAGCCAUGGAAGACCAAUGCAAAAGGUAGCAUUACUUUGUGGUCCGCCAGGCUUAGGGAAAACUACCUUAGCUCAUACUAUUGCUCGUCAUGCCGGAUACUGUGUGAGAGAGUUGAACGCAUCAGACGAUCGGAGCCCGGAAGCUUUUCGUUUAGCGUUAGAAAACGGCACACAGAUGACUUCAGUUUUAAACGAAGACAAAAGACCCAAUUGCAUAAUUCUUGAUGAAAUUGAUGGAGCACCUUCUCAAUCUAUAGAUUUUCUAAUACGUUUUACAGCAGAUAAUUAUACGGUUAAAUCUAAAAAGGGUAAAGAACAUAAAAGUAUAUUAAAAAGACCAAUUAUUUGCAUAUGUAAUGACAUGUAUGCUCCAGCAUUAAGGCAAUUAAGACAAGUAGCAUUUGUUGUUAAUUUUCCGCCAAUUGAGUCGUCAAGGCUAGCAGAAAGACUUCUAGAUAUUUGUAAGAAAGAACAUUUAAAAGUAGAUUUGGGAACAUUGUUGGCUCUAGCGGAUAAAUCUGGUAAUGAUGUACGAUCGUGUAUAUCAAUGCUACAGUUCUAUAGUGGAAGCAAGAAGAACUUAACUUUAAUUGAUGUUUUGAAUGCCAAUUUAGGCCAAAAAGAUAGGCACAGAGGUCUCUUUGGCAUUUGGUCAGCAAUAUUUCAAAUUCAACGUCCUCAAAAGCAAUUAGCUAAUACAGAGUCGCGGAAUUCACCAGAAAAUGAUCAACUAAUGGUCACUAUGACAAAUAUGUCUUUAAGUACUAGAGUUAAAUAUAUAUAUGAAAUUCUUCAUAUGGCAGGAGAUUAUGAAAGAUUAAUGCAGGGUGUUUUUGAAAAUUAUUUAUUACAAAAAAUGCCGGAUCCAAAUUUAGAUGGGGUUUUAGAAGCAGCCAAUUGGUUUUGUUUUUCAGAUUUAUUACAAACGCAAAUUAAUCAUCUCCAAAAUUACUCAAUAUAUCCUUAUUUGCAAUUUGGUUUUAUAACUUGGCAUUUAUUAUUUGCAAGUUUAUCGUGGCCUAAAAUUACUUUUCCUAAUAAAGGAUUUGAGGUUCAUCAAAAAUCUACUACUCAUAAAAUGAUAUUUACUUCAUUUAGAAAGGGUGUAAAUUGUAAUUCAAUUGGUAUUGGUACAGGAGCAACUAUUUUAUUAGAAACUUUACCAUUCUUAAAAUCUAUAUUAUCACCAAAUUUACGUUCAGUUUCUUCACAACUUUUAACAACAAAAGAACGUCAUGAACUUUCUUCAACUGUUGGGAUAAUGGUAGAUUUAGGUUUAGUUUUUACCCAAACUAAAGCUAUUGAUGGAACAUAUCAAUAUUGUUUGGAACCAGAUAUUGAUAUGCUUAUUAAAUUUCCAGAUUUUAAAGGAAUAUCAUUAAGUUAUUUUGGUCGUCAGUUGAUAGCGCGUGAAGUUGAAUUAGAGAAAAUGAGAAGAUCAGCACCAAAAAUAAUUAAUAAUAAUAACGAUAAAAAUAACAGUAAGAAAAUAGCAUUCAAAUCAAAUUCAAAAAAUAUGCAAGAAAAAUCACCACCACAAGAGAAUUUACCAAAUUAUUUGCAAUGUUUGAAACCGAAAAUUAGACAAAGUAAAAAAAAUCAGAAAGAAACGAUCUCUAAGGAUUUCUUUGGAAGAAUAUGUACAAAAUCGGAUUCUGCUACCACUGAUGAAAGAAUUUCUGAUCCUAUUGUCAAAAGUCCAAUUUGGUACCGUUAUAAGGAAGGAUUCAAUAAUGCUGUACGAAAAGAUGUAACUAUGGCGGAAUUAUUGUAAUAAAAUGGAUAAUAUAAAAUUUUUAUAGAAAUAUUGGUUUUGAUGUGAUUGACUUUUUGUUAUUAGUAAUUUAUAUUAAAUAUACUUAAUUUCUUUUAUAA
This is a messenger RNA of Condylostylus longicornis, 3192 nucleotides long. It is a transcript of the gene cutlet, whose product is annotated as chromosome transmission fidelity protein 18 homolog. Gene Ontology annotation, molecular function: ATP hydrolysis activity; ATP binding. The record is from RefSeq and is a predicted model, not a curated record. The transcript has 15 exons. NCBI's taxonomy places the organism in Eukaryota, Metazoa, Arthropoda, Insecta, Diptera, Dolichopodidae. The coding region runs from base 125 to 3091 and encodes 988 amino acids.